AUGGUGGAAAGAGGGUACCCCGAAUUUUACACAGUGGAUAAGGAGGAGGCGAAUAUGAUAACCCCCCAAGAUCUGGGGGGUUUGAUCAAACCAACAAAUUUUGAGCAAGGUUUGGCUACUGGCUUGGGUGUUGUGGUGGAAGGUGGUGUUCAUUUGGGUUGUAGCUCCAAUCACGUUGGAAGUGAGGUUGCACAAAAGAUGAGGGAUGGCUCUGGUUCUCAGGGGGGUUGUGUCACAGGGUUUAACUUUGGAAGGCAACCAUUAGUGAUAGUGGCAGAUGCAGAGUUGUGUAGAGAGGCAGGGAUUAAGAAAUUCAAAUUUCUGUCAAAUAGAAGUAUUCCCUCACCCAUUACUACUUCUCCUCUCCAUCAGAAGGGACUAUUUUUUACCAGGGACUCAAGAUGGUCAUCAAUGCGUGGAACGAUCCAACCCCUAUACCAACCCAACCAAAUAGCCAAUCAGGUACCUCUGAUGGAACACACAAUCUGCAUCCUCAAAGACCAUCUCUCUACCAAAGAUGAAAAAGAAGACAUAAAUUUCUCAGAGCUCCUCUUGAAAGUCGCUACAAACAUCAUCAGAGAGGCAGCCUUUGGCGAGAGGUUUGAUCUCACACAAUCCACUUCAAAAUCCACAUCCACACAUCCAGUACAAGAGGAAUUCUCAAAAUUUGGGAAGCAACAUGUUUAUUCCACAACAUCUUUGAAAAUGGACCUCACUGGAACCUUCAGUACAAUAAUGGGGAUCUUGUUCCCAAUUGUACAGGAGCGCUUUCGACAAAUCCUUAGUCACAUCCCAGGAAUAGGGGAUUGGAAGGUUGAACAAAACAACUACAAGCUUAUAGAUAGAUUGAAUUCCAUUGUGGCCAAGAGAAGUAUGGAUUUGGGGUUGGAAUCCAGGACGGGUUUAAUUUCCUCAGUGUUGAAUGCAAGGGAGUCGAGUAAAGAUGUCAGAAAUUUGUUUAGCCCAGAUUAUAUAAGCUCUCUCACUUAUGAACAUUUUUUUGUGGGCUUAGCUACAACUUUGUUUACUUUAUCAAUGGUGUUAUAUCUAGUUUCUGCACACCCUUAUGUCAAGAAAAAAAUGCUUCAAGAAAUCGAUGCUUUUGGGCCCCUAGGCAGAAAUCCCACUGCUGAUGACCUUGACAAAUUUCCUUAUCUUAAGUGA
Cryptomeria japonica (Japanese cedar) is the source of this 1164-nucleotide messenger RNA. RefSeq names its product cytochrome P450 711A1-like. NCBI's taxonomy places the organism in Eukaryota, Viridiplantae, Streptophyta, Pinopsida, Cupressales, Cupressaceae. The record is from RefSeq and is a predicted model, not a curated record. Bases 1 to 1164 code for a protein of 387 amino acids. The transcript has 3 exons. Gene Ontology annotation, molecular function: iron ion binding; monooxygenase activity; oxidoreductase activity, acting on paired donors, with incorporation or reduction of molecular oxygen.